CAUGCUAAAUCUUUGCUUCUUGUGGGCUGCUUAGUCGACGGGCUGACUGGCUUAAAGCUUUAAACGAUGGAGAAACUUGAGCAAGCAACUGACAGUGAAAGUUUGCCACUCGCCCCCAAAAGACCAAGGACAGACUGUCUGUGUGACUUUCUUUUGACAACACAAACCUUUGUUUCGCCAUUGCUGACCUCACCUAGGAAUGUACGUCUAGUAUGCACAGAACAAAAUGGACAUACUUCAGAUGAAAAACCUUCUGAACAAGACACUGAAUCAAAUGUCAGCCCUCCAGCUGAGGACACAACAGCCCACACAGGGUCCCCUAACGUGUGCGUUAUUAUUGGAGAGAGACACUUCCUUCAUCCGAAGCAAUAUGAUCAGCAAGACAAGCUCGGCUCAAGCCCAUUAUCAGGGUCUCAGACAUUCAAAGACCCCACCACUGACAUGUCCAAUCAUCCUGAGUGCCAACUACUGGAGAAAUCACUUGAAGACAAACCUCCUGGUGAUUGCAGUGUGCCUUCUAAAAAUGGAAUGUCAAAUCAUGCGGAGGUCAGAUGUCAGUCGGAUUUCCCUGAUGACUACACGCGACAUGGCGCCAGCUUGAGUACAUGUAGCCAAUCUGCUACAUAUGAGGAAAGCAAUCAGAGGGAGGACGAGCACAAUUUUACUGAUAAGGAAGAAAGAGAGCAUGAGAGGAGAGACAAAUCUUCCGCUGAUAUUCGUGAGUUUCAAUUAUUUGUCUGUAGACCUGAUGAGGGCAUCCCUGUAAUCUUCGUAGAAGACAAAAGAAAAGUGGAGAUUUGUGAUAGUACCGCUGUGUGUGCCAGGGAAACAAAUGACCAAACUAACGACAAAGGAAGGAGCGACUUCUCUUCUCCCGUUGAAUGUGCAGAGGGCUCACUUAUCUCUUACGACAGUAUAUCAUCCAUAAAUAUUGCGACUGAGACACAAAGCACUGAUGACAUCGCUUGGGCAAAAGGAGAGCUUGGCGAGACGAAAGUGGAAGCACGGGGUGAAAUAGUUGAUCACACACCAAAGAAUCACAUGUCUGGGAGGAUCAGCCAAGAGUGUACUGAAGGAGAUAAUGAUGCAGACCCUUUCUGUGUAAUUGAGCCUGCAGUCUGGAGAGAAACUGUCAGGGAGGCUGAAGGGAUUCGCUCUAACUCAGGGAGCAGUACAGGUGAAGAAUUACCUCCAUCAGUAAAAGUCUGUGAGCUGGAAAUACCUCUUGCUCACAUAUCUGAUGUCAGACCAUUAGACAUGACAGUGCAGUCUUCUAACCAGAGUGAACCACAGCUGCAUGAAGACAAGAAAGAGAACCUGAGUCAGUUUUAUACCCAAACUCAGUCGAACUGCACUGUCUCCUGUGAGAAACAUAACACAACUGGCUAUGAAGGCAGCUGUCAUCCGGCAUCAAGUCCACAAAGGCCUACAAAUCCUUUUCCAGCUGGGGAUGGAAUACAAGAAAGCUGUGUUAGAAUGGGACAUCAUUUGCACGAGCAGUCCAGCUGUUCGCCUGUCAGUUGCGACAACCUGAAGGCUCAGUACGAUGAACAUCCACAGGCUGAAACUGGCACAAGAGACGAGUCCAAAAAUAUAAAAGAAAUGACAGGUUUUGCUAAUGAAUGUGGACUCUGUAAAUAUGAAAUUAAGUCAGUGGCGAUGAUACUGCAACAAAAUAGACCCGACAAUGACGUCAUGACUGAGCAACCAGCUGUGGAGGGCUUGACAGAGGUCACCAAACUAACACAUGAUGACACACAAUGCUGUUUCACCGAAUACCACCAAACAGAUGAGACACUGAAAGGCAAAGAUGAGCUUUUGGACAUGUGCUUUCCUUUAAUCAGUGAUGCAGUCGUACCAGGCCCGCAUGAAUUAAGCCCAAAAUGCUAUUCACAAAGCCCAGACAUCACUACAGCUCCCAAAAGCAAGGCGAGAUUGUCAUCACUGCCAUCUGCCUUCUGCCUCUACAACCACGUGCCAGGGGGCUUUGACAGCUUCCACAAGAUCCAACUGUCACCAGAUGAUGAUGAGGAUGAUAAUGCUGGCCAAGGCGAUUGCCAACCUCACACCAGCAUGUCCAUGCAGCUAAUAAAAUCCCCCCAAAUGAACCACUACGUGUUAGAAGCAGAGGGUGAUGAGGACGAGGAGAUGCCAAAAGAGAUGGAAGAGGACCAGGUCCAUGACGAAGGGGGCAUAUUUAAGUGUCACACUGAUGACGUUGCCAAUGGAAGUUACAACAGAGCUACCAACUAUACUGAACUUGUCUCAGGGCAGGAAAUUAUUGCGUUCGAAAGUUACCCAAAUGAGCCUGCCACUGAUUCCUCUGGGUGUAGCGGACCACAGUCAAUCCAGUACCCAGAAUUUGAUCUGAAAAAAGAAUUUGACUUGGUCUUAAAGGAGUUGAAUCUGUAUUUUUUUAUUAGUAGAAGCGAUUAUACAUGUGACAAUGGAGUGCCAACACUCGAGCAGCGUAGUGAUGUGGCGUGCAGCAAAGUUUCCAAGGGCAAAAGUCACACCAGCAGCCCGGAACUAACUCUCCAAAGUGACCCAGCUUCAGAUCCUUACAAAGACCGUGCUGUGAAGAUAUGUGUAACACAUCCAGAAGUUAGUCAUGGUGGUGAACAGGAAGUGCCCAAUAGCAGCCUCAAUUUCCAAGAAGCAUCAGGUGUAAUUGCAGAGAAACACAAAGAGCCCCGGCAGACGGAGCUGAAAAGGACAGCGUGCUCCUUUAUGUGUCAACCUCUCUUGCAAACACAGCAGCACACACUUCCGUGGCAGGCCAAGAGACUGGAGCCUCUGAGGACGUGCACACGGCCAAUCCGUCUUGGACUAUCCAAGCGAGCCAAGCCCAAAACCCUGCACCGUCACCAUCCGUACAAGGGAACCAAAUGAAGUUCUCAAGUGUUCACAGGGAUUAUUUGUAAGUCACAGUCCAUUGUUCACUGGACAGUUUUGAGUGUUGGCAUUUGGUAAAUUUCAUUUUCUCACAUUCCAACUUACACCCAUGUAUAGUUUUAAAACAGUUGGAGAUACACAUUUUGCUGCAAAAGCCUGUUUUAGAUGCAUUUCCAGGUAUUUACAUUUUUAUAUUACCCAUUUUGAAACGUCGUGAUAUGACUUCAAAAUGUAUACCUUCUUGUU
Molecule: messenger RNA, 3141 nt
Organism: Dunckerocampus dactyliophorus (ringed pipefish)
Lineage: Eukaryota; Metazoa; Chordata; Actinopteri; Syngnathiformes; Syngnathidae
Exons: 5
Coding region: 67-2892 (941 amino acids)
Source: RefSeq, a predicted model, not a curated record